Fundulus heteroclitus (mummichog) is the source of this 560-nucleotide messenger RNA. It is a transcript of the gene snrpf, whose product is annotated as small nuclear ribonucleoprotein polypeptide F. Gene Ontology annotation, molecular function: RNA binding. The transcript is spliced from 4 exons. Gene Ontology annotation, biological process: spliceosomal snRNP assembly; mRNA splicing, via spliceosome. Bases 141 to 401 code for a protein of 86 amino acids. The record is from RefSeq and is a predicted model, not a curated record. Gene Ontology annotation, cellular component: U1 snRNP; catalytic step 2 spliceosome. NCBI's taxonomy places the organism in Eukaryota, Metazoa, Chordata, Actinopteri, Cyprinodontiformes, Fundulidae.
ACCCCAUCAAGCCGUCAGAGUGACGUACUUCCUGUCGGCGGUAAAGCGUGCUGCUGGUUGUUUGAGCCUGAAACGUUACCGCGACGAAAACGUCGCAGUUACUACUUUAGUGCAAAAUUAGCAUCUGAAGCGAAAUAAAUAUGAGUUUGCCUCUGAAUCCGAAGCCUUUCCUGAACGGCCUGACAGGAAAACCCGUGAUGGUAAAGCUGAAGUGGGGGAUGGAGUAUAAAGGCUACCUGGUGUCUGUGGAUGGAUACAUGAACAUGCAGUUGGCGAACACAGAAGAGUAUGUUGACGGAGCGCUAGCGGGGCAUCUUGGUGAAGUGCUGAUCAGAUGCAACAAUGUUUUAUACAUCCGAGGCGUGGAAGAGGAGGAAGAAGACGGAGAAAUGAGAGAGUGAUGUGAUCUGUUUUUUUUUUUUUCUUUCUACUUGCACCUGGUGGUGGAGUUAAUGCGUGUUUGUGUUUUCACCAUGUGAAGCAAAUUGUGAUUUUCUUUUCUACUAUGAUGCCUGUUGCGAUAUAGACACAAUAAAACCAUUAUUGUAACAUUUCUUAAA